Cyclocybe aegerita is the source of this 711-nucleotide messenger RNA. NCBI's taxonomy places the organism in Eukaryota, Fungi, Basidiomycota, Agaricomycetes, Agaricales, Hemipholiotaceae. The record is from the annotation of a GenBank genome assembly.
AUGGGAUUGGUCAACAAGUGUCAACAAGUGUCAACAAGUGAGGGACGCUGGAUCCAGCCCCGGUCUGACUCCAGACCACCAGAUUCGAGCCUUCCUGUUCUUGUACCACCACCAUCUCCUUCCCCAAUGGCACUCUCACUUGCCCGCAUGCACCCCUCAAUGCGCAUUCCAUGUCUCUCCUCGACCGUCAUCACCCGAAGAGCCAUGAUGUCUGCCCUCCGCACGGGGGCCAUAAACCAUCCAGCGCUUCCGAACUCUCCUCCGCCAACUAUACCGGCGGAAUCGACAGCAAUGUCGGCCGAUGCGGCUGCACCACAAACAGCAGCACCUCCCCCACCUGUUCCUAGAGCCGAGAAGCCCCGGCCGACGAUUCGUGCAACCAAGGCUGCCCUUACGAUCACACCCGGUGCUGUCCAAAGACUACGGAACCUCCUCAGUGGCCCAACACCCCAACUAAUCCGGAUUGGUGUGCGGAACAAGGGGUGUGCAGGCCUCUCGUACCACCUCGAAUACGUCGAGAAACCCGGAAAAUUCGACGAGGUCGUCUCACAGGAUGGCGUUCGAGUGCUAAUAGACUCCAAGGCACUCUUCUCGAUAAUUGGGAGUGAGAUGGACUGGAAGGAGGACCCGCUCAGUUCAAAAUUUGUUUUCAAGAACCCUAAUAUCAAGGAUGCUUGCGGAUGCGGGGAAUCCUUCAACGUUGCUUCAUAA